AUUUUCGCACCCCCUAGUGGCUGUACAGCGCACUCCGGAAAGAGAUGGAACAGCUAUAAGAGCUGUCGUUCGCCGGAACGCACAAGGGCAAUGACGAGCACGGAGAUGCCAGCUGCAUACUACUAGCAACGGAGACGGAGUCCUGGCAGGAAAUUUUUUCGCGACCAAUCAUGACCCGGAAAUGCAGCGGGGGUGUCGGUACAAGUAGUGGGGUGUCUAAAACGGGGUAUUUCAUGCAGGUUGGAAGUUUUUAGCCCGUUGUGAUUGGGUGUCUAGAUAUGCCGCAGACGUAUAUCGACGUCCACCUCUCAAGAAUUUAUAUCGCUGGAAAUCCAGCUGGUUCGCAAAAUCAGCACCAACCAUGAUGUCUAUUUCGAGAGUUGCUGCAUUGAGAAACCAAUUUGCUCGUCUAGCCAAGCCGGCUGUAGUCCAGCAGGUCUUCAGACACUCCACUGCCUCUGCUCCAACCAUCCCAAAGACCCAGAUGGGAUGUGUUUUUGAAACCAACGGCGGUCCAAUUGAGUACAAGGAGAUCCCAGUUCCAAAGCCAAAGCCAAACGAGAUUCUGGUCCACGUCAAGUACUCUGGUGUGUGCCACACCGACUUGCACGCCUGGAAGGGUGACUGGCCACUGCCUGUCAAACUCCCACUUGUGGGUGGUCACGAGGGUGCCGGUGUUGUCGUUGCCAAGGGUGAGAACGUUAAAAACUUCGAGAUCGGCGACUUGGCCGGUAUCAAAUGGCUGAACGGCUCGUGUAUGGGUUGUGAGUUCUGUCAACAGGGUGCCGAACCAAACUGUCCUGACGCCGACCUUUCCGGUUACACACACGACGGUUCUUUCCAACAAUACGCCACUGCUGACGCUGUCCAGGCCGCUAAGCUGCCUCCAGGAACUGACCUCGCUGCUGUUGCUCCAAUUUUGUGUGCUGGUGUGACUGUUUACAAGGCCUUGAAGACUGCUGCUUUGCGUCCAGGUCAGAUUGUUGCUAUUUCCGGUGCCGCCGGUGGAUUGGGUUCUCUUGCCGUUCAAUACGCUGUCGCCAUGGGUCUGAGAGUUCUGGGUAUUGACGGUGGUGAGCAGAAGGGCGAGUUCAUCAAGAAGCUCGGUGCCGAAUUCUACGUCGACUUCACCAAGGAGAAGGACAUUGUGUCUGCCAUCCAGAAGGUCACCAAUGGCGGUCCACACGGUGUCAUCAACGUGUCUGUGUCUCCAGCUGCUAUCUCCCAGUCUUGUCAAUACGUGAGAACCCUCGGUAAGGUUGUUCUGGUUGGUCUUCCAGCCGGCGCUGUUUGCGAAUCUCCUGUCUUUGAGCACGUCGUCAAGUCCAUCCAGAUCAAGGGAUCUUAUGUUGGUAACAGACAAGACACUGCCGAGGCCGUGGACUUCUUCACCAGAGGCCUUGUCCGUUCUCCAUUCCAAAUUGCCGGUCUUUCCGAGCUGCCUGAGGUCUUCAAGAAGAUGGAGGAGGGCAAGAUCUUGGGUAGAUAUGUCCUUGACACUUCUAAAUAAAUGACUAUAUUCCAAACAGAUUCAAUAAAAUCACAAGGUAAAUAACUG
Molecule: messenger RNA, 1558 nt
Organism: Ogataea polymorpha
Lineage: Eukaryota; Fungi; Ascomycota; Pichiomycetes; Pichiales; Pichiaceae
Exons: 1
Coding region: 365-1510 (381 amino acids)
Molecular function (GO): zinc ion binding; oxidoreductase activity
Source: RefSeq, a predicted model, not a curated record